AUGCUUCCAACCAUGUCAGCAUCGCACCAUCUUCAGUCCACUGCCGGAGGAUCGCGCCUUUCGCGCACGUCCGCCGCUGCUACAGGAUGCGCCGCACCACCCGCCGCAUCACCCGCUGUACCACCCGCCGCAUCAUCCGCCGCACUGAUCGCUGAUGACUCCUGCGGUGUGGGAGCGGUCCCGGCUGUCGCCGCCGCACCUUCCGCGGAUGCCUGCAGUCCGCGCGAACGCUCGUUUUCUCCCCGCGGCAAGCGCGCCGCCGAGUGCCGCCGCGCUCCACGGCACAGACACUCGCGCUCUUUUUCCGGAGACUUCCCCACAUUUCAUGCCAUUGCGCCCAGGUCCCCCGCCGCCAUUCCCGCCUCCAACAGCCCUCUUAGCAGAAGGCCCCGCGAGGACCCCGUGAAAACCGCCGCUUAUCCCGGCGACGGGACGUGUUCUCCUGCUUCCCCCGCCCCCGGCGGAGAAUUUUCCGCCCAGAGCGGAGACACAGAGAACGGCGCACGGCUUUCUGCGCAACGAUGGUCGCUGCCGCCGGGAACGAGCGUCGACGGCGGGGUUGGUAUGGGGGAUUGUCCCCUCACGGGUGGGUUAAGCGGCAGCGGUCCUGGGAGCAGCGGCGGUGCUGAUGUGGCGUUUCUGACGAGCCAGUCGCCGCGAAUCGACCUUUUACGGAGAUUGAAAAUGGAAGCGGCUGUCGCGGCGUCGUCGUGCGAUUCGCCUUCGUUUUUCUCCCCGUCGCACGCUGCGGCGUCGACGGGCGCGCGCGAUUCGUUCUUUUUGUUUGAGCGACAAGGAAGCAUCGGCUUGCUCAGCGACGGGUCGUGCGACCUCGGCGACGACGGGAGCGGGAGCUUCUUUCGUGUCCCUGCGAAAGGAUCCGCUGGCGAAACCUUCAGUAACUUGUUUCGCUUGAGGGGCGUACUCGGGAGCAGGGGCAGCGGCAGUGGCGAUAGCGGCAGUUUCGGCGGCGGAAGCGGAAGUUUCAGUAACGGUGGGGGAAGCGGAAGCUUGAACGGGGGGGGAAGCGGGAGCUUCAGCUGCGGGGUUACUGUUGGUGGUACUAACCUGGGCGGCAGGGGCGGCAGCGCUAGGCGGGUGAGCAUAUCUGAGGAAGAUUUUUGGGCGGCGGUCAGAUAUUCUGACGAUGGUGAUUCUCAUCCCGGCCCUCCGCCUUAUCCUUCCCAUCAUUCUCAUCCCCCCUAUAAUCAUACCCGUGAUUCGCAUCAACUUGAUGCAAAUACUCGAGCUCAUCAACUACCAGAAGAGCUCGUUCCGCCUCAACGCGUUACGUCUAUAACGGUCAUAGCUAGGACGGUGUCGCCCCUCGUAGGUGCUCCGGUCUCGCCUCUCCCUGCCCCUGCCCCUGCUGCUGCUGCUGCUGCUGCUACCGCUGGAGAAGUCGCUACAGGCGGUGUCGAGGGCUGCGCGGCGAAUUCUGCCGCUGCCGCGUCUCCUCCCGCACCUCCCUCGUUACCAGUUUCUCCCGUCGACGACGGGCCUGCCGCUGCCUUCCUCGAAGCAUCCUGCAACCCUGCCGAACCGCUAACUGAUGCCACGUCAGCAGCAGCUGACCCGUCGCAUUCUACCUCAGGUGCUGCCAGAGGUACUGUAGUCAGCAAGGCCAUCGCGACCGCGCGGUUCGCCACGUCAACGUCGACAGGUAGCAGCAGCGGCAGCCACGUGUCGAACAGCACGUGGACCACCGUCAUGACUAAUCUAAGCCACGAGUCGUCGAGCAGCGAGAGGGCGAGCAGCAGACUCAGCAGCGGGCUUGACGGCGAAGUUGACGGCGCUUAUGACGCCGGAAAUGGCAGCGGAAAUGGCGGUUAUGUUCAGGAAAGUAGCAACGGGUUUGGCGGUGACACGUGGACGGGUGCUGAGUUGUCGUCUGCCGAGUCGUCUCCCCGCCUCUCUCCCUCGAGCCCGGGAUUCUUCUCGCCAUCUCGCCGCAGGGCCGUACCGAAACCUGGCACAGCCAAUCCACAGAUUCGUCUGCUGAAUUCGCUGCGGGCGUCUCCUCGUCUCUCCCCUGCCCCUGUGGCAGCGGCAAAGGUGGUGAGCUGUUGCAGCGGCGAUGCAGUGGGGACACAAAGGAGCUGCUGCAACCCCCCUUGUGGCUCGUCAAUGAAUGCUCAUUACUCGCUGUCCCGGCAGCGGAUUGGCGCGGAGGGCGGAAGGAGUAGGGGUCCGCGGGGACGUCAUGGACAGCGCAGGCGCUGGGGCGCGGAGGGGAAGCGCUGUGGCGGGGAGGGGAAGCGCUGUGGCGGGGAGGGGAAGCGCUGUGGCGGGGAGGGGAAGCGCUGUGCGCUGAGGCGCAGAGGGGAAGCGCCGUGGCGCGGAGGAGAAGCGCUGAGGCGCGGAGGAGAAGCGCUGUGGCGGGGAGGGGAAGCGCUGUGGCGCGGAGGAGAAGCGCUGUGGCGCGGAGGAGAAGCGCUGAGGCGCGGAGGAGAAGCGCCGUGGCGCGGAGGAGAAGCGCUGUGGCGCGGAGGGGAGGAGAAGGGCCUGGCGGAGUUCUCAGAGUCACGGUGCGCGCACAUGCUUCUGUCAUGCGGAGCGCACACGCUGCUGUCAUGGUGGCGGCGCGGAGGGGAGAAGAAGGAUGGGCUGCGUCUGCCGUUGCGGGACGAGAAGCCAGACGACUCGUCGUCUCGAAAAUCGUCGCUGUAA
This is a messenger RNA of Closterium sp. NIES-65, 2670 nucleotides long. The record is from the annotation of a GenBank genome assembly. Lineage: Eukaryota; Viridiplantae; Streptophyta; Zygnematophyceae; Desmidiales; Closteriaceae.